UUGAUGUAUCUUAUGGAAUUCAUAGAAGCUAUCUAUAGAAAGAAAAAAACAUAAGAGUUUUCUUAUGAUUUUCAUCAUUACUUUUGAUGUGAAAACCUCAUAAGACAAAUCUUAUGAAAGCAGAAUCCAACAUGGCCGGAUACGUAGUGGACGAGCUAGCUCUCAUCGCAGAUUUAUUCAACGAUACACCAGUGGAGUGCGGUCAAAUAUUCCGACAAGCGGGUUUGCAAACAGCAGACUUAUUAACCAUCAACCAGGAGAAUUUUAAAUAUCGUCUGUCUUUGUUUCCUCAUGAUGUCCAGAUCGACAAGAUAUGGGAGUCGAUUGUAAAUUGGAGGAUCAGAAACAACCUCGUUGACGCAUCAUUAGUAGAAACCGACCAGUACACCGACAGUAAGACAACUCUCGAGUAUCUCGAGUACCCAACCGAUGAAUCCGAUGCGAGUCUUCAAAGGCAAAACCACGUUACCGCUCCAGCUGAAGUAGAAACAGGCGUAGUAGAACCGAAUUGGAGGAUCAGAAAUAAUCUUGCUGACGUAUCUGUAAUAAAGCAGAAUACCAGCUUAUUCGCAUCUAGCACCCAGGAAUUUUCAUCGGAAAACGAAGAAAUUGUUCACGAAACUACAGCUGAUUCGGCCGAGUGGUCCGAUGUAACGAUCUGUCAGCCGGGACCGUCAGGUCUAUCACUAGAUAAACAGAAGCACGUAACGAUCGCAGGUGACCUACAACCCGGCGUCAUAGAAGCGAAUCAAUCUCGGAAAACUAACACGCCUAGCAACGAUGGAUGGGACCAUAAUCCGCCAACCAAAAAUUAA
This is a messenger RNA of Armigeres subalbatus, 815 nucleotides long. RefSeq lists its product as uncharacterized. The coding region runs from base 114 to 815 and encodes 233 amino acids. The record is from RefSeq and is a predicted model, not a curated record. NCBI's taxonomy places the organism in Eukaryota, Metazoa, Arthropoda, Insecta, Diptera, Culicidae. The transcript is spliced from 3 exons.